UUCUCUCUUAGCUAUAACCUCCUUUCUCCUCUUUUCAAUCCCUAAUAUCUUCCAUUUCACAUAUUUUUGUUCCCUUCAUAAACCAAAAAAAAAAAAGGCACAACACACAAACAAAAACCACACCCUCGUUUUCUAACCUUUUCUCUGGCUUGCACCAAGACCCGUUUUUGAUCGCAACCCAACUCUCCUUUCACCUUGGAUUUGAUUCCCCAAGCGCCCAUUUCUCUGUAUUCGUACAGCACUUCAACUGUGUGGAGAUUCACCUUCAUCCAUUUAGGGUUUUGAUCAUCUAACCUUUAUCUCUUAUUAAAAUACAUAAAAGAGGGAAUAAAAGUGCAUCUUGGUUUGUUUUGUUGUUUGCACUGGGAGGAGUAGAGAAAGAAAUUGUGCACAUGAAGUGUUUGAGGGAAAACCACUGAGAAAAUAGCUAGAGCUGGAUGCUUUUAAUGUGUUGCUUUUGUUAGUUCCGAAUAUUUGUUGCUGUGGAAGUGUAUCUGGAAGAAGAAGCUGUGGUGGUGGUGGUGGGGUUGGUGUUGAUUUUCGGCUUGGGGGUGGCUGGUGGGGUUUUACUUGGUGGAGCAGUUAGGGAAGGCAUAGGCUUGCAUGGGAGAACAUGAGACAUGGGCACAGCCACAAAGUGGGCUAUUGCCAAAUGGCUUAUUGCCCCAUGAGGCCGCAUCGGUGUUACAGACACUUGAUUCUGAGAGGUGGUUGAAGGCUGAGGAGAGGACUGCAGAGCUUAUUGCCUGCAUUCAGCCUAAUCCACCCUCCGAGGAGCGAAGAAAUGCCGUCGCAGACUAUGUACAGCGCUUGAUCAUGAAAUGCUUCCCUUGCCAGGUAUUCACCUUUGGAUCGGUACCGCUCAAAACUUAUUUGCCUGAUGGAGAUAUUGACUUAACAGCAUUCAGUAAGAAUCAAAAUCUGAAGGACAAUUGGGCACAUCAGGUCCGUGACAUGCUUGAGAAUGAGGAGAAGAAUGAGAAUGCAGAGUUUCAUGUCAAGGAGGUUCAGUACAUUCAGGCUGAAGUGAAGAUUAUAAAGUGUCUUGUUGAGAAUAUUGUAGUAGACAUUUCAUUUAACCAGCUUGGAGGGUUGUGUACCCUUUGUUUUCUUGAGGAGGUUGAUAAUCUGAUCAACCAAAAUCAUUUAUUCAAGCGUAGCAUUAUACUUAUAAAAGCUUGGUGUUACUAUGAGAGUCGUAUACUUGGUGCCCACCAUGGACUUAUCUCAACUUAUGCGUUAGAAACCUUGGUUCUUUACAUAUUCCACGUUUUCAACAAUAACUUUGCUGGACCACUUGAGGUGUUGUAUCGAUUUCUGGAGUUUUUUAGUAAGUUUGACUGGGACAAUUUCUGCAUAAGUCUUUGGGGUCCAGUUCCCAUUAGUUCACUCCCAGAUGUAACAGCUGAACCUCCUCGAAAAGAUGGUGGAGAUUUACUGCUCAGUAAGCUAUUUCUUGAUGCCUGUAGCUCAGUGUAUGCUGUUUUUCCCAGUGGCCAAGAAAAUCAGGGUCAAUCCUUUGCUUUGAAGUAUUUCAAUGUUAUCGAUCCUUUGCGUGUCAACAAUAACCUUGGCCGUAGUGUCAGCAAAGGUAAUUUCUAUAGGAUACGCAGUGCCUUUACUUUCGGGGCUAAAAGGCUGGCUAGAUUACUUGAAUGUCCAGAGGAGGAAUUGGUUUUUGAAGUCAAUCAGUUCUUUCUGAACACUUGGGAUAGACAUGGAAGUGGGCAACGACCUGAUGCUCCAAGCAAUGACUUGUGGCGAUUGAGGCUAUCCAGUCCCGACCAAUCACAGAGAUCUGAGAAUGUCCAGCACAAUAUCCACAAAAUUGAUAUUACCUCGAAUCAUGAAUUCCAUAUAGAAGGAGAUCAUGUUUCACGUAGUGGGCUGUCUCAGCAUAGUAAUUUAUCCUCUGAAAACUCGUAUAAAGGUAGUGAAGUUUCUACAGUGUCACAUACUCAGAGUCAAAAAAGUUAUGGAAGCCAAAAUAAUUCAAGGACCUCUGAUCAAAGCAGAAGAGAAACUAAUUCUAAUCAUGCUGCUCAUGUUGAUAAGGUCCAGAGGAACGUUAAGGUCGAUAAUCUUCCAACUGAUGUUCAAGGGAGGUUUCUUUUUGCCAGAACACGUUCUAGCCCUGAGCUAACUGACUCGUAUGGUGAAGUUUCUUCCCAAGGGAGACGUUCAAGAGCUGCAGAAAGUAGUAAACUCCCAAAUUCCUUUGCGAAAUUGGAGGUUAGUCAGAGGAAGAAUGUUGUUGAGCCUGAGAUUGUUCCAAGUUAUGGUGUUAGAAUAGAUGAUUCAUCAGCUAGGCACAUGCCAUCUCGCCAAAUUCAUGAUAGUUCUGCUGAGUCUAACAGUGGUUCAAAUAGUUAUCAUGAUGAAUCCGGCUCGGUGAUUUUGAGCGAAGAGUUUGCAUCUAUUGCAGGAACAGCUGGAAUGCAGAUGAUGCAUCAGGAGGAGCAAGACCUUCUGAAUAUGAUGGCAUCUCCGACAGCCCAAGGUUUCAGUAGUCAGGGUCAUGUUCCGGUGAACAUUGCUCCAGGUCACAUACCAUUUCCAUUUCCACCAUCCAUUCUCACAUCAAUGGGAUAUGCUCAUAGAAACAUGGGUAAUAUUCCUUUCAUUGAGCCUUCUUGGGGCACUAACAUGCAAUUUCCUCAAGGUUUAGUCCCUUCACCAUUGACACCAUAUUUUCCUAGCUUAGGAUUUGCAUCAAAUCCUCAAGAUUUAGUUGAAUCUGGGAAUGAGAAUUUCAGUCCUGUUGGAGAAGCCGAUAAUGAUUUCUGGCAUGAGCAGGAAAGGGGUUCUGGAAGUGGGGUUGAAGUUGAUAAUGGAAACUUUGAAAUGCUUCCAGAUGAUAAGCAACAGUCAACUUCGGGUAGUUAUAACUUUGGCCCGUCAUCUCGGGCAGCCGGCUCUAGUAGUUCAACUAGAAAUUCACAGAAGUUUACUAUAGAAAAUCGAGGCCCAACAAGAGAAGAGCAUAUAGAAAAUUUUCUGUAUCAAGAUGGCAGGAGAAAUGAGGUUUAUUUUGAUGAUAGAAUGCCAAAUUCUCAGUUGUCCAGCGGACCACCUUCAAGCUCCUUCAGGAGCAGUAAAACUUCUUCUGAAAGCUCUUGGGAAGGAUCAUCGGCCAAAUCCUCGAAGCCAACGAGGGAGAAAAGGGGAAGGAAAAGCACUCCCUUGGGGCAAUAUGGUGGUGUUUAUGGUAAGGGUAAGAACGCCACAGAGGUUUCAACGAAUAGAUUAGAUGAUGAAAACAGGGAAUGGACACAUUUGUCAACUAUGCCAUCGGACAUGUCCGAAAGAAGCACUGGCCCUCCAGCUGCUACUUCCUUGCAUGUUCCAAGGCAUCAAGUAUCCGGUUUUGAAGCCCAAGCAAGUGGACCAGAUUCUCCAGUACCCAUGGCCCCCAUGAUCUUAGGUUCUGGUUCUCGCCAAAGAGCAGCUGAUAAUUCUGGCCUUCUUCCGAUUGCCUUCUAUCCUACAGGGCCACCUGUACCAUUUGUUACAAUGCUUCCUAUAUAUAAUUUUCAUACAGAGUCAUCGGAAACUGCAACAAGCAACUUCACUGCAGAAGAAGGAACAGAUACCAAUGACUCUAAUCAGAAUUUUGAUUCAUCCGAGGGAUAUGAUCAACCUGAGGUUUCAAGCCCUUCCAAUUCUAUGCCAAGGGUGGUGACUGAGCCAUCGGAACACAAGCCUGAUAUUCUGAACAGUGACUUCGUUAGCCAUUGGCAAAAUUUGCAAUAUGGACGAUUUUGUCAAAACACACGUCAUCCUCCUUCAAUGGUGUAUCCUUCACCAGUUAUGGUACCUCCCAUUUAUUUGCAGGGUCGUUAUCCUUGGGAUGGUCCUGGUAGACCUGUUGCGGCUAAUGCCAAUAUUUUCAGCCAGCUUAUGAAUAUGAACUAUGGGCCACGUCUAGUUCCUGUUGCUCCCGUCCAGUCUGUUUCUAAUAGACCUGCCAACGUUUACCAGCGUUUUGUGGAUGAUAUUCCCCGGUAUCGAAGUGGGACCGGAACCUACCUGCCAAAUCCGAAGGUCUCUGUUCGCGAGCGACAUUCCACAAAUACCAGACGGGGAAAUUACAACUAUGACAGAAAUGACCAUCAUGGCGACAGAGAAGGGAAUUGGGUGAACACAAAGUUGCGAGGAACUGGACGUGGCCACAAUCGCAACCAAAGUGAGAAAACCGGCCCAAAGCCAGAGAGGUUGUCGACAAGUGAGAGCCGCUCUGAGAGAUCGUGGGGAGCUUCGCAUAGACAUGACUCCUUCAUUUCUCACCAGAACGGUCCGGUCCACGCAAACUCUUCACAGAACAGUGCCGCCAAUGUAGCUUAUGGAAUGUACCCUAUACCUGGCAUGAAUCCCGGUGGGAUAUCAUCGAAUGGACCAACAAUGCCUUCUGUUGUAAUGUUUUAUCCUUAUGAUCAUAAUGCAGGCUACGGUUCCCCGGCAGAACAGCUUGAAUUUGGGUCUCUGGGGCCAAUGGGUUUCCCUGGUGUCAACGAAGUACCACAGCCGAAUGAGGCAAGUCGAUCUGGUGGAGUGUUUGAAGAGCAAAGGUUUCAUGGUGGCUCUGCACAACGAUCCUCUCCGGAUCAGCCCUCUUCACCCCAUGUCUCAAGAGGGUCUUGAUUCUUGUGCCAGAUCAGAAUACAGAAGUUUUCAACUGGAAAAGGAUUUUGAUCCUUUUUCCAAUGGUGGGCAUGUAAAUGGGUGAAACACCUGCUCUCUCAUUUCAAGGCAAUUCUUGUUCUCAAGUCUCAACCCACUUAUCUACAUAAGUGAAGGUUCCUUUGGUAUAUCAUUGCUUGAUCCUUAUAGUGAAAGGUCCCUUUUUUGUGCCCUACUUGCAUGUACACUUAGACAGGUUGAUCUAACCAACUUUGGUUAUGUUUGCGGACCCAACACCUCGGUUUAGGGUGAAGCACGGCGGCGGCAAGGAGGAGCAUGCAACACCCCUCCAAUUCCACAAAAGUGAAAGAGUAUGGAAGACUUGGGUAUCAGAUUUUUAUUGAAGGAUUUAGACACAAUUGUAACCCCUCAAUCAUCAAAGUUUAGAAGGAAGAAAAACAAAAACAAGAAAGCUGGCUUAGAUUCAGUGUUUUAGAGAUUUUUAGCUUGUUACAGAGUUCAGGUUCACUCUUUUAUACAUGAUGCUAGUGUACUUGUUUUAUAUCAUGCUGAACUUGUUUGUUGAACUUUAUGAACAAUGUGAUAGUUUAGCAAUAAAAAUUGU
Arachis stenosperma is the source of this 5245-nucleotide messenger RNA. RefSeq lists its product as uncharacterized. The coding region runs from base 604 to 4641 and encodes 1345 amino acids. Lineage: Eukaryota; Viridiplantae; Streptophyta; Magnoliopsida; Fabales; Fabaceae. The record is from RefSeq and is a predicted model, not a curated record. The transcript has 10 exons.